AUGAGUUUCGGAAAACUUUACUACUACCCGAAGGCGCCUCGCGCCACACAAUGUCUUUACAUCGCAGAGUACAACAAUCAUGAUUCUGAGGCGAGUGCUAACGAGGUGGACGCCAGGCUCGAUGUCGAUUUUGUCGAGGCGUGGCCCAUUAAGGUUGAUGCCAGCAAGGGUGGCGUUGGAGCAGACUACCUCUCAAAAUUCCCCCCUGGAAAGGUUCCAGCGCUCGAGCGUCCUAACGGUUUCACGCUAUACGAAUGCAUCCCAGUUUCCAUUUACCGACCCAAAUACCAAGCUCCUCGGCACAACUCUCGAGGAAGAGGCAACCAUAUUGAAGUGGGCAUCAUUCGCCAACAGCGAGCUUCUGCCCCCAUCAUGGCAUGGAUCAAUCCCGUUAUCGGAAAGGGGCCUUCAUCACCCGAAAUCCUCGCUGCGGCAGAGAAGAGCAGCGAAGGUAUGGUCAGCGUGGUGGAGAAGGCUUUGACGGGCAAGAAGUUUCUAGUUGGAGACGAGCUCACGAUAGCCGAUUUGUUCGUGAUUGCUGCCAUUGCUCGAGGAUACCAAUUUGUGUUUGCCAAGGAGUGGACUGAGAAGCACCCGGCCAUUCAUGACUGGUACUGGCGAAUCAAGAGCGACGAAAUUUGGAAAAAGAUUGACGGCGAACCCUAUGUGUUGGACGUGGUGGGAGGAAAGCCAAUCUGA
Molecule: messenger RNA, 699 nt
Organism: Colletotrichum spaethianum
Lineage: Eukaryota; Fungi; Ascomycota; Sordariomycetes; Glomerellales; Glomerellaceae
Product: putative steroid-binding protein 3
Exons: 4
Coding region: 1-699 (232 amino acids)
Biological process (GO): translational elongation
Cellular component (GO): cytoplasm; nucleus
Source: RefSeq, a predicted model, not a curated record